Messenger RNA from Toxotes jaculatrix (banded archerfish), 3979 nucleotides. RefSeq lists its product as uncharacterized. The transcript has 17 exons. Lineage: Eukaryota; Metazoa; Chordata; Actinopteri; Toxotidae. The coding region runs from base 268 to 3396 and encodes 1042 amino acids. The record is from RefSeq and is a predicted model, not a curated record.
UCAAUAGAGGAAGUGAGAAGAAGUUCAACUGCAUGCUUAUCUGUAAUGGGGCAAAUCGAAGGAAAAAAUACUCUGUCACCUUCAUCACGACACCUAUGAAAGAUUGUGUUCUCUGGCUUGCAUGACCGUGUAUGCAAAUUUUUUAAGAUUUUAAGUCAACUGUGAAAACUUCCUUUUUUUAAAAAAAAAAAACAAAAAACUCUUGAGCUAGGAGGGAUGGUGUGUGCUACAGACUUCUAUAUGUGGAUCUUCUGAGAUACCCAGCUGAUGUCCAAUGUGAAAAUGGAUGCUCAGACUGUCGGGUGGUUGAUAUUUCUGGCCCUCAUAAAAAAUUUUUCUGCAAGUGGCUCAGAAGCUCCCUUUCAACUAGAACCCUCUGAGCUUAUAGCUAAAGAGGGAUCCUGCACUGAAAUCAAAUGCACAGUCAAAACAUCUUUUCCCGCUGAUGCUAAUGAUGCAUACUGGUUUUGGAUGAAGGAUGCAGAAUGGAUACAGGACACCAAGAAGUUUAGUGCCACUAUUGUUUACAGCACAAAUAACACAAACCGUCCGGUCAGUCCAGAGUUUGUAGACAGAGUGAAAUAUGUCGGCACUCCAUUUUCAAGUUGGGGAGAAAAAUACUCACCACGGCCGCUGUGCAGUAUUUUGAUCUGUGACCUGAGAAUAAAUGACAGUGGAGAGUAUUCUUUCAGAUUUAUGGGAAAACAACAAAGCCAUGUGUGGGUAACUAGGAAAAAUGUGACCCUCAAAGUUGAAGGAAAUCAAUGCCUGCUCACUUUUAAGAAACCACCUGCUGUGAAGGAAAACGACACGAUAACACUCACAUGCUCCACUUUAAGUUCAUGUCCUUCAGACCCAAAAAUUGAAGGUUUGCCACAACGUGAUCCACCGUUGCUCACAAACUCUCAACAAAAGAAGAACAUCACGGUCAGCUUUAAAGCCAGCUGGGAGGAUGAUGGGAAGGAGUUUUCAUGCCAAACACAGGAUAACACGGACAAAUAUUCUAUUAAGAACAUUAGUGUAACUGUUGAAUAUGCUCCUAAAAACAUAUUGACUAAGAGCCCUGAAAAUGUCAAGAAGGGAGAUUCAGUGACUCUCACUUGCUCUGCCAAAGGACGUCCUCCUCCAAAAUUUUUCUGGUUUAAACGAGAAGGCAUUAACCACUUGGAACAGUCCUCAAAUGCAAAUUGGACCAUUAAUUCAAUCAAUGAGUCACAGAGUGGACUAUACUACUGUAAAGCUCGGAACGAACAUGGAGAAAUUCAGUCAAAUAAUGUCAACAUUACUGUUGAAUAUGCACCUCGUGUUGCAAUAAAGAUGACUCCAUCUACCAAUCAGACUAAGAGAGAAGGAGAUCAAAUGAAUUUAACAUGUGAAGUGAUGAGCAGCCAGCCAAACCCCGACACCUACACUUGGAAAAAAGAUGGAACAAUUGUUGAUUGGAAGAAGACGUAUGUUGUUGCCAGUAUCAAGCCUGAGCAAAUAGGCAACUACACAUGUGAAGCCACUAACAGUGUGGGUACCGGAACAUCAAAGGAACUUCAAAUCGAGGUUCAAUACCGGCCCAUGAAACCAAAAAUUGACAACCCUAAUUUUCCUGACAACAAAGUGAAAGUUAAUAGUCCCGUUGUACUCCACUGUAACACUACUGCCCGUCCUGCCCCAGACACAUACUCCUGGUACCGUUACAGCAAAGAUAAAAAUAUUGACUCCUGGACGUCCAACACAACUAGAGAAAACAGCCUAAAUUUGGGGACAGUACAAAGAGCAGAUGAAAUAUGUUACUUCUGCAAUGCCACCAAUCCCAUUGGGACGGGACCUAACAGUGAAGAAUCUUGCAUCGAAGUACUGUAUCCUCCCACCAAACCCACACUCUCUAUGGCUGCUGAGGUCACGGAAGGUCAGGCCAUGACCAUCACAUGUACCACUGAAAGUCAUCCAGCAUCAACUUUAAGUGUGACAAGGACAAAUUCUAAGCCUUUACAAUUCCCUCAGCACAACAUGUAUCAUGACCCCAUCAACAAUUUCAGCUUCACAUUUAACGUGACUUCAGCCCACGCUGGCGUUUACUCCUGCAAGGCCCAGAACCAGGAGGGUUCAAACGAAAGUAAACAAAGGACGUUGGUGGUGAAAUAUUCUCCCAAAGACGUGACAGUUCAAGCUCGGCCUGAUUUUCUUGUGACUGAAAAUACGUCGUUGACGCUGCACUGCAGUGCCCAGUCCUUCCCACGGGUGACCUCUGUCACAUGGAUGAAGAUGACUGGUGGGAAAAAUGAAACCAUCAAGGAGAAUGCGAACUUCACCAUAAAGUCUGCCAGUUUCUCUGACAGCGGGCUGUACAGCUGCGAAGCGAGAAAUGAAAUUGGAACUGUAAAAUCUAAGCCAGCUGAGGUUAAAGUCAAAUAUGCUCCAAAACACACAGAAAUCUUCAGAGAAGCAGAGAAGCGGGAGCGUGACGGGAGGAGCUCCGUGAAGCUGAGCUGCAGCAGCCACAGCUAUCCCCCCGUCAGCCACUAUUCAUGGUACAAGAAGAUAAAUGGCAAGGGAAAGGGUACAGUAGUGGGUUCGCAACAGAACCUCACAGUGUACUCGGACAAACCAGGAUACUACUACUGCAUCGCAAAAAAUGAUAUAAACCAAAGAUCGUCUGAGCCGGUGCCCCUGUUUCAGCAAGACUUAAUGAAGAUCCUGGGGUUGUUCUUUCUCUGUCUUGUUAUCCUGCUCAUUAUUUUGUUAAUUCUCCUUGUUAACAGAAAGAGGAAGAGAAAAUCAAUUCAACAAAGAGCAACAAACACACACCCCCAAUCUGGGUUUUUGACUUGGUGGAAUGGCUCCAGGAGUGGGAAUCUGAUGAAUGAGACUAUCUUGGCAGAGCCUUUCAGGAGCAGAGAUGACCUCUUGCCAGACCAGCCGUGGCACUCAAACGCCCAGCAACGCCAUCCUCAUCCAGACAGCACGCCUGCAUCCAACAUCAGCACUGUUUACUCCACUGUGAAUCUGGCCCCUAGAGGACAGGCUCCCACUGCACAAAAACCCACAAGACAGCAAGAUGGACACAGCCCGGGUGAUUCUCUCAACUAUGCUUCUCUGCAAUUUGGGGAGUCAAAGAACAUACUGGUGAAAGCAGAAGAGGAAACAGUGUACUCAACGGUGCCCAAGCCGAGGCCCCUUAAAAAGAAUGAACAAGAAAGGCUGGAGGACUAUGAAAACAUCAAUACAGUAUAUGUACCCAAAUCUCCAAAUCCAUUAAACGAUGACUCCGACACCAGUGAAGAUGAAGCCGACCUCAACUAUUCACGGGUGACAUUCUCGGUAAAACCAGGACAUCAGAAAGUCGACAGUGACUCCAGCACCUCUGAUGAAGAUGAGAUUCACUACUCUGAGGUCAAAAUCUGACUUGGGAGAGAUUUUUAUUCUACUUUACAAUUCUGAGAGUCUGAGAUAUCCUGAAUUUUGUUCAUAAUCAAUGAUCAGGGUUUAUAUAGAAAAUAAGGGUUUUACUACUCUGCAGCAGUGAUUCCCAAGCAGGGGUACGUUGGCAGACCACUGCUCUAAAGUAUUUUGCAGUAGUUUCAUCCCCAAAAUAUCACUUUUUGUGCAUUCCUGCUUGCUAGUGCUGUGAACUUAAUCCAAACCCACUGCACCUGAAAUGUAAAUAUGGAUCAACUGUAAAAGAUUUUAUUUUUAAAGUCCUGUAUAAAGAAAAUAUGUCGCGACAAAUGUACUUUAAAGUUUAUUGAUAUUACUGUGAAGCACAAAAUGACAUGGCUGUAAGGAGGCUUGUUUCUGAAGUACGCAUGUUCAAACAAUGUACUAUGCUUCAUUCCAUCACCUGCUUUGACUGUAGCUUUUGUAUAACUGCCAACUGAAAAGCUGGAAGAUUUACUUUUUGUGUUUAUUUAAUAAGCACAAACAUUUAUGUAUUUUAGCAAAAACCAAAUAUGAAUUUAUCAAUUAAAGUGUUUAAGUGUUUUACAGA